CCUAAUCGGUAAUGUGUUUUCACUGGCCAAGCGAGGAUGGUCAAGAUGGCGAUUUGUCGAAUAAAACUUGUCGCGUUGGCAUUAUUUGCCGUCGUUUAUCCCACUUUCUGCUCAAAGUUCAAGGAAAAUGAUAAGGUGCCUGUCUACGUCAACAAGGUUGGCCCCUACUUCAAUCCACAUGAAACAUAUCACUAUUAUCAAUUACCUGUAUGCAGACCCAAUAAGAUUGAACACAAAAGUCUGACAUUAGGUGAAGUGUUGGAUGGUGAUAGGAUGGCCAUGUCGCUCUAUGACAUCAAAUUCAAACUUGAUGCAGCCAAGAAGGAAUUGUGUAAAACCACGUUAAGUAAUAAAGAUCUGGACACGAUUCGUGAGGCCAUUGAGGACCUGUACUAUUUUGAGUUUGUUGUUGAUGAUAUUCCUGUGAGAGGUUUCAUCGGUCACCUUGAAGAAAGUGGCUUCCUCCCUCAUAGUCAUAAAGUCCAUCUGUGGUCUCAUCUCCACUUCAAUAUAGAAUAUAACAAUGACCAGGUUAUCUUUGCCAAUGUGUCCACACGGGAGCAGGCCCCGCUCAGUCUUGAUGGUGUCACAGGUCCAUUUGAAAUCACUUUCACCUACAGCAUCAAGUGGAUUCCUACAACCAUGCCUUUUGCUCAGCGAGGCAAGAGGUUACGAGAUAACAGCUUCUUCCCCAAAACCCUUGAGAUCCACUGGCUUUCCAUCUUCAACUCGAUGGUACUAGUGUUCUUACUGAUGGGAUUCGUCACAAUUAUACUGACUAGAAUUUUGAAAAAUGAUUUUGCGCGUUACAACUUGGAUGAGGAAGAGUCCGAUGACCUUGACCAAGAUGAGAACGGAUGGAAGAUUAUCCACACAGAUGUGUUCAGGUUCCCACCACAGAAAAGUUUGUUCUGUGCUAUUCUAGGUUGUGGUAGUCAAUUCAUCUCCAUAGCAACCGGCAUUCUCCUCAUGGCGUUGCUAGGCAUGUUUAACGUCCAUCGUCAUGGCUCCAUCAAUACAGCCUCUAUCAUCUUAUAUGCCCUCACAUCAGGUUUGUCUGGUUACAUCUCUGCUAACAUGUAUAGGAAGAUGGGAGGAGAUAACUGGGUGUGGAACAUCAACUUGACCUCUUGUCUUUUUGCUCUGCCGUUUUUCAUUGUGUGGAGUUUAAUCAACAGUACCGCCUGGUACUACGGCUCAACCCAAGCCUUGCCUUGGACGACUGUCGUGUUGCUUAUGGCCAUCUGGAUAAUGUUUGGCUACCCAUUGACAGUGGUCGGAGGUAUCUUCGGCAAGAACUGGGCAAAUGGUUUUGAUGCACCGUGCCGAACCAAGAACAUUCCUCGUGAGAUCCCGUCGGUUCCCUUCUACAGAUCUGCAUUUGCCCAUUGUAUUGUUGGUGGAUUUCUGCCAUUCAGUGCAAUCUCCGUGGAGCUCUACUAUAUCUUUGCCACGCUGUGGGGACGAGAGCAGUACACUCUCUAUGGCAUCCUAUUCGUGGUCUUCGGCAUCCUGAUCAGCGUGACAGCUUGCAUCUCCAUCGCCCUGACCUACUUUCAGUUGUCUGCUGAAGACUACCGCUGGUGGUGGCGAUCAAUUUUCAGCGCAGGAUCAACUGGACUGUUCGUAUUCCUAUACGCCCUCUUUUAUUACUUCAAAAGAUCGAACAUGUCCGGGACGCUUCAAUCAUUCGAAUUCUUUGGUUAUACAAUGCUGGCGUGUUACGUGUUCUUUCUGAUGCUCGGAACUGUCUCAUUCUUCGCAUCAUUGAAAUUCGUGCGAUAUAUUUACGUGAAUAUAAAAAUGGACUAGGAGAUAUUUGCCAUUCGAUGAAGUGAUAUUGGUUUGAAAAAGUGAGUGAGGGCGACUUCAAUUUCUUGCAAAUGAACUCACUACAAAAGUGAAUGCUUGACUCUUAGGGAUCGUUCAGUGCCUCUUAAUGCUCCUCUGAGCGAGACAAAAGCAGGAGAUGACGCACUCCUAUAUCAUAGACGAGUUAUUUCAUUUCAUCAACUUGUGGGUAUCAAGACGCUGAAAGAAUCUCUAAGAGCCAAGCUUACUCUUUUUCUUUUGCAAGGAAGAUUUUCCCUUCUAUUUGCUGGGAAUCUUGCUGACAUAUUGUGGGUGUCAUUUGAACUCCAAUUUUGGGAUCUCGCUCUUUGACAGCAGAAAUUGAUGUCUAAAACCUGUGCCAACGAAAUAGGCUGCUUUGUACAUGCUUCCAGGGAUGGCGGCACUGAUGUCAUGGAAGGAACUGGUCCAAGGACGACGAGACAAAGGGGUACUCCUGGUGGAUCACCAACCUGGAAUGUUUUCAUGAUGUCAAAACCUCUGGGAAAUAUAACAUUGACAUCCACAAGAUGCAGUGCAAGCUGAAUAUAAUUUUUGUUACAAAGCUUAUCAUAUCUUAUAUAUACAGGAAUUGGAGGUUUAUAUUAUGUAGUUGUGAUACUCGGUCUCAGUUUGAGACUUCUGUCAACCUUGCCCCAGGUUUGCCAAAUGAGCCUGGGGUGAGGUCAUCUUCUGUUUGGUUUCUGUGAGUAGUUUCUGGUCUUGGGUGUUUUCGGUUCCGACAUCUCCAGCGGAUGGGUCUUUGAUGUUGCACGGCGGAAUACUUCUGAAAGCUCAGCAAUAACCCUCAAAUUCUUGUAGUAUUUCGUGAUUGUUUUGAUUCCUCAAUAUGAAAACUCACCGACUUUUAUACAAAGAUAUCUAGCAAUAAUCCCAGUGGGGACGCUGAGAAGAACACUUUACUGCUGGGAGUGAACAGAUUCAGUGAAAGGUUUGAAAGUUCAGUUAGGUUUAACUUCACACCCUCAACUGGGAAAACAUCACCCGAAAAUCUUAUUGACAAGCAUUAGAACCCUCAAGGUUUUGAAAAAAUGAUUCAUCAACUACAGCUGAAAGUCAGUGGAGGCUAUUACUGAAGUUGAACUUGGGUAGGACUAUAUUUGCCCGUUUUCAGAUCGGUGGCAUGGCUAAACUUCACAGGGUGUUUGAAUCGGCCUCUGCUGAAAACGAUGUGUUGCCCCUGAUGUAACGUGGUCUUUAGCAGAGGCUGACCCGAUAACUUGGCCUAGUUCAGACACUCCACUGCAAGGUCUGCUGAUCUGAAAGAUUGUUUAACUUCUGAAAUGCUCUCUGAAAAUGCUAUGGUAUUGACUUGAAUUUUUGAUCAUGUUGAAACUAUUGGUAUGAAAUAUGUGUAACGAACAAUUUGAUUAAUAUUUAUUUGGUGCAAUGAAUUAACUGGUAUGUGAAGUUUUUGGCAUAAUAUACUUGGCACUGUAAUCAUCCUUUAUACUUUUAAUCCUUGGUCUUUAUUGCUUUGGAAACAUUCUGACUGAAAUGAAGUUUGCUCACUUUUCACUCUAGUGCAGCACAUUUCUGUGGAAUUCCACAACCAUAUUCUAUUAGUUUUCCUGCGGUGUCAGCAACGUAACUUCUGUUGGUUCAAAUCUGUACUGCUGUGAACCUUCCAGUGUGUGUAAUUUUUUCCAGUGGAACAUGUCGGUUUAGACUCUAGUCAGGAAUAGGUCAGCGAGAAUAGAAAAAAGAUGACACAUUGUCCUACGUCUGGGAUCUAGCAGACUUUAUGUCAAGAAUGGUGUUGUUGGCAUCGUGGACCUCAAGAUAAUGGUGCGGCAUUGUGAUAGAUAUAGAUUUGGUGGGAUUAGAGGCUGAUGUCUUCGUGCCACCCUAUUGUCUGAUGGGCCUGUUCAUUAUAUUGGCAUCUGCUGUUAGAGAUUCUUUAGUACUGAAGCUGGGAAUGUAUGGGUACAUUGACUAUGAGAAUAGUAAAUCACAAUGGAUGUAUUGAUCUUUUGCAAUUGGUACCUUCUGGAAGGUAUAGUUUUGGCUGUGCUGGCCAUUAGUACUUAAGUGUAGAAAGAUGUUAGGCCUAAGCAUUCUAUUAUAAGGCAGUUUCUGGGCCUGAUAGAAUACUUGCAAAGACCUCCAUGUGAACCCUUAAUCUGCCUAUUCAGUAGGAUGACAAUGAUGAUUGUACUUUGUAGAUGUAAUAUGAAUAUUGGACAGGUUAGAGUCUUUUGAAUGUAGCUUGUUGAGCCUUACGGUCAAAGGUGGAGAACACUAUAUACUAAAACUAUCAGUCUUGUUGGAGGGAGGCUAUUGGCAGGGGCUAUGGGAACAGGUUGGUAUUGUUUGAUUCAGUGAUUGUUAUAUUCCUCAUACUAGUGUGAAUGGCUUCAAUGAAGUGUGAGAUAGCAGAGACCCCUAUCUAUGACAAUGUGUAUCUUAAUCUGUCCUUCCAGGCUUGUACCUAUAGUCUCCCUCUAAAGUCAUAAACUCUUUCUUCUCACUGUACAUAGUAACAUUAAUAAUAAACCACAUGGUUUCUUUAAA
Lineus longissimus is the source of this 4365-nucleotide messenger RNA. RefSeq names its product transmembrane 9 superfamily member 1-like. The coding region runs from base 37 to 1812 and encodes 591 amino acids. Lineage: Eukaryota; Metazoa; Nemertea; Pilidiophora; Heteronemertea; Lineidae. The record is from RefSeq and is a predicted model, not a curated record. The transcript has 14 exons. Gene Ontology annotation, cellular component: membrane. Gene Ontology annotation, biological process: protein localization to membrane.